CUCUUCGUUAUUUUACAUCUACGGCGAUGGACGAAGCCGUGAAAGUUGUGUGCAGUUUAUUAAUGGAUCUGUGAUAGACUGUUUCACCGUUCACGUAGAGAAACCUGCGAAUGUGUAUUUUUUUCAUUCAUCAUUAUUACACGCAAGUAUUCUCAUAGAAGAGAAGUAUUUCCCGUGACAUAACCUCGAUUUUUUAAAAAAGAUGUCUCACGACCAUAUGGCACACCUAAUGAAUUCGUCGGGUGGGCAGAUGAGCGGUGAUACUCAUGCAUUCCACGGAGAUAUGGAUCAUUCGAAUAUGCACGAAAAUAUGCAUGCUUCUAUGCAGCAUAAUCAUAUGAACCAUGAGAGUAUGGAUCAUACUGGCCAUGCUGUUGAAGCAUGUGCCGAUAUGGGGAUGCAUGGUAUGUCGAUGACUUUUCACGGAGGGUACUGUGAACAUGUAUUGUUCGAAUCCUGGAGAAUCUCGUCGAUCGGAGGGCUCGUUGGCUCGAUGAUCGGUAUAAUGAUCAUGGCUGCACUUUACGAAGGUUUAAAGUAUUAUCGUGAAUAUUUGUUCUGGAAGACUUACAAUGCGCUUCAGUAUCGAAGUGUCACGAUGCCUCCAGAAAAGAACGUCGUGGCUGAAGAUAAUCGAGUCGUACAUAUGGUUGGAGAAGUAAUUCACAAACAACCGCCCACAAUGUUAUCAUGGAUGCAUACAUUUCAAACAUUGUUACACAUUGUGCAAAUUGUGCUGUCAUAUUUCCUUAUGCUGAUCUUUAUGACUUACAAUGUGUGGUUGUGUUUUGCUGUAGUAUUUGGUGCAGCAAUUGGUUACUUCUUAUUUGGAUGGAAAAAAUCUGUUAUCGUAGAUGUUACAGAACAUUGUCAUUAGUUAAUUAUGUGUUUACAAUAUACUGUAUUUUCACGACAAAAAUGUACAUAAGUGUACAUUGCCACGAAGUUCAUAUUGCUCAGAGGAACUUGAAAAUAAUUAAUUACAUAUAGUGAACAUCUGCAGGAAGUAUAAUUAUCCUAAAUUUGUAUUUACAGAAAUAUAUAAAGGAAAAGUUUUUAGUUUAAGUUUAUUCCUAUGCAUAGUUAUUUUAUGCAUACAGAAUGCAACAAUUUAGUUGCUUGUUAAAAAAGAUAGCAUGAUUUAAUCAUUAUUACGUAAAAAAUAUCUAUAAAAUGCAAAUUUGUAUACAAAAAUAUUGGAAGAUUGAACCUUUGAUUUGAACUAUAGCACACUUCAUUUGUAAAUAUUAUUAAGAACUUCAAAAAUG
Molecule: messenger RNA, 1268 nt
Organism: Osmia lignaria (orchard mason bee)
Lineage: Eukaryota; Metazoa; Arthropoda; Insecta; Hymenoptera; Megachilidae
Gene: Ctr1A
Product: Copper transporter 1A
Biological process (GO): copper ion transmembrane transport
Cellular component (GO): membrane
Molecular function (GO): copper ion transmembrane transporter activity
Source: RefSeq, a predicted model, not a curated record